Messenger RNA from Drosophila eugracilis, 522 nucleotides. RefSeq lists its product as uncharacterized. The record is from RefSeq and is a predicted model, not a curated record. The coding region runs from base 19 to 504 and encodes 161 amino acids. The transcript has 2 exons. NCBI's taxonomy places the organism in Eukaryota, Metazoa, Arthropoda, Insecta, Diptera, Drosophilidae.
UUUUCAAAAUUUUCUAUUAUGAGGCAGCAACUGCUGGACGAGGAGUUCGAAAGUCUGCGCCGCAUUGCGUUGGCCAUUUGUGAGAACCUCGGAAGGCCAAAAGAUCGCGAGAUAUGUAAGAGCACCCUCGAAGAGCUGGCCAAGUUUAAUCAGUCCUCCACCUCGAUGAGGAUUAAGGAGAAUGUGCACACAUUCCUGAUGUUCUACCUAAAAGUGCUUAGAUGGACCCAAAGGAAUCAGCCUCUGGACUUGUAUCGACAAUGGUAUGGACCAAACUUUGAUAACGAUUCUCGGUCUGUCUCAACGGGUGGUUCUUCUGGGCCCGAAAUGCGCAUUUGGUUGGAGGAGGGAAAGUCCUUUUAUGCCAUGAAAACCUUUGAAGAUGGCUCCACUGUCGUUUUCACAGCUGUGGCUAAAGAUUCGAGAGCUGGUUGGUCAGAAAAUGGUCUGAAAACGCUUAUGGAAGCACAAAUCGGUUGCGCUUUAAAUCAAGAAAGUAAAUAAAUAAUUUUAUAUACUUAA